Molecule: messenger RNA, 729 nt
Organism: Helobdella robusta
Lineage: Eukaryota; Metazoa; Annelida; Clitellata; Rhynchobdellida; Glossiphoniidae
Exons: 7
Coding region: 1-729 (242 amino acids)
Biological process (GO): regulation of JNK cascade
Cellular component (GO): cytoplasm
Molecular function (GO): protein binding
Source: RefSeq, a predicted model, not a curated record
AUGAGUACACACAGCCAUCACAGUGAUGGAAGCGACGGCGGCAGCUCCCACUUCCCACCUGGCUUCACGGACAUCGAAUUUUAUCUUGACGAGUCAGACGCCACUCACAGAGGCUGCCACAAGUUUCUGCCGAGACACGACGAAGAAAUCGCAGUUGAAAUCGGCGACAAUUUGUAUAUUGAGAAGGAGCAUGACGAUCUAUGGUGCGAAGGUAUCAAUCUACGAACUAAAAAGCGAGGAAUAUUUCCGACAGCGUACGCCACGGAUUUGAGCUUGAUGGGUGAUGCUCCAAAAGUCAAAUACUUUGUAAGCUUUCUUGGCAGUAUUGAAAUCGGACAGCACAACGGUCAUGACAUUCUCUGCAAAGCCAUUAAAAAGGUACGAACAGAUGAACAGAAGGAUGCGCCGCUGAACCUCUCCUGUCUUGAAAUUGAUGAGAACGGCGUGAAAGUUUCAGAAAGAAAAAAGUUGUCUCUGCUGAAAAACCUACAAGAAAAUGAGCACGUGUUUCUAUUGAAGAAUAUAACAUUUUGUGGCAUCCUUCCAAGCAACGACAAGUACAUGGGCUUCAUAACAAAACAUCCCGUCUGCAUGAAAUUCGCCUGCCACGUCUUUCUCGCAUCCAACUCUGCUCGUCCAAUCGUCGAAGCCAUCGGAGGUGCUCUAAGCAGGUUCCAUCAGGAAUUUCUGACAGUGGUGUAUCCAGUAGAGGACAUUUAUUUUGAAUGA